AUGGCGAGUAAUAUAACAAAUUAUUCAGUCCUGGGACGUAUCGGUGAAGGAGCUCAUGGACUUGUGUUCAAGGCUCGGCAUCUUCCAACUGGACGUGAUGUAGCUUUGAAGAAAAUUCUAAUAAAAAAUUUGGAGGAUGGCAUUCCUCUUAAUGUAAUGCGAGAAAUAAAAGCACUGCAGUUACUUCGAUGUAAAUAUGUAAUAAAAUUAUACGACAUGUUUCCCCGCGGAAUGUGCUUGGUACUAGUGUUGGAGUAUAUGUGUUCUGGAUUAUGGGAAAUGCUACAUCAAAAACAACAGGAGUUGACAUUACCAAGGGUGAAAACUUACGCCCAAAUGUUACUGAAAGGGACGCGUUAUAUGCACGCACACUAUGUUAUGCAUAGGGACCUUAAACCUGCAAAUUUGCUAAUCAAUCAUGAGGGUAUACUUAAAAUAGCGGACUUGGGACUUGCCCGUUUGUAUUGGCCUGAUGGUGGAAGACCUUAUUCACAUCAAGUAGCAACGAGAUGGUACAGAGCACCAGAACUUUUAUAUGGCGCUAGAUAUUAUAAUGAAAACGUAGACAUCUGGGCUGUCGGAUGUAUUAUAGCUGAAAUGAUCACAAAACAACCGCUUUUUGCAGGAGAGUCUGAUAUUGAACAAUUGGCAAUAGUGUUACAGCGUCUUGGCACGCCCACUGAGGAGACGUGGCCCAAACACUCUGAACUACCGGAUUACCACAAAAUAACAUUUCCCGAAUCAUCGCCUAUGCCUUGGACGGAACUAUUACCGGGAGUAGAACCUGACGCUAUUCAUCUCAUCAAAUCUUUCAUACUAUACGACGCCCAAAAGAGAAUAUCAGCUAAAGAGGCUUUAAAUCACCCUUGGUUCCACACAAAACCACUGCCAGCCGCUCUAGAGGACAUGCCCAAACCCAACACGAGCAAAACAAAAUGA
Messenger RNA from Danaus chrysippus (African queen), 939 nucleotides. Lineage: Eukaryota; Metazoa; Arthropoda; Insecta; Lepidoptera; Nymphalidae. The record is from the annotation of a GenBank genome assembly.